GAGAGAGAGAGAGAGAGAGGUGGAGGAGACGGAGGUCCACUCUAUCCGGGAUUUCUCCCUUUGUUUUGUGGAUGAACGCCGUGAUACCGCGAUGUGGACCUUUAUAGGACGAAUAAUAUUUUUUCACCUCCUCACCAUGCAGCCUUAUUUCGGAAAAGGGUCCGAGUCGGAGUGCGAGGACGGACAGUUUCAGUGCAAGAACAAGAGGUGCAUCCCGACUUUAUGGAGAUGCGACGACGACGACGACUGCUCCGACAACAGCGACGAGGAAGACUGUCUGAAGAGCACAUGUGACCCGGCGGAGUUUGCGUGUCAGAACGGUCAGUGCGUGUCCAGCCGCUGGCUCUGUGACGGAGAACCCGAGUGCUCGGACGGAUCGGAUGAGGCAGAGUCCACCUGCACCGUGAAACAGACAUGUCCUCCAGACAAGUUUGACUGCAGAGGGACCUGUGUGUCUCCAGCGUGGAGGUGUGAUGGAGAAAAAGACUGCGAAAGUGGAGCGGAUGAAGAGGACUGCGCUGCCGACGCUCGUUCCUGUGCUUCCGGAGAGUUCCAGUGUCGUAACCUGAAGUGCAUGUCUCCGGCGUACGUGUGCGACGGCGACGACGACUGUGGCGAUGGCACCGACGAGGAGCAGUGUUCCCCGCCGUCGUGCGGCCCGCUCCAGUUCCGCUGUAACAGCUCUGAGUGCAUCCCACAGCCCUGGACCUGCGAUAGAGACCCCGACUGCUUCGACGGAUCAGACGAGUGGGAGGGGCUGUGCGGCGACGGAGACGGGAGAACGCUACCGCCGACGAUUCUCCGGGUGUGGUGCAGUGCCGGAAUGUUCCGCUGUGGGAGUGGGGAGUGCAUCAAGCUAGCGUGGAGGUGUGAUAAAGAUCCGGACUGCAUGGACAAAUCGGACGAGUCCGACUGCCCUCUCCUGACGUGCAGGCCUGAUGAGUUCCAGUGUGGAGACGGCUCCUGCAUUCACGGAAUCAAGCAGUGCAAUAAAGCCUUCGACUGUCUCGACCGGAGUGAUGAGGCUGGCUGUGUUAAUGCCACAAAAUGUGAAGGACCUCUGAAGUUCCUCUGUAGAAAUGGAGAGUGUAUCGACGGAGCAAAGGUGUGUGAUGAUGUCAAGGACUGCAAGGAUCGAUCGGACGAGCCCAAGAGGGAGUGUGGUUUGAACGAAUGCAUGAUGAAUAACGGAGGCUGUUCUCAUAUCUGUGUGGAUCGACCCAUCGGUUACGAGUGUCAGUGUCCCGCUGGAUACAAACUCCUGGAUAAAAGGACAUGUGGAGACAUUGACGAGUGUGAGAACCCAGACGCCUGCAGUCAGAUCUGCAUCAACCUCAAAGGAGAUUUCAAGUGCGAGUGUCACCCAGGGUACGAGAUGGACCCCGUGAGCAGAAGCUGCAAGGCGGAGGGUAAAAGUCCCUAUCUGAUGUUCACUAACCGUCACGAGAUCCGGCGUAUUGACCUGGUGAAGCGGGAGUACACGCAGGUCGUCCCCACUCAGAAGAACGCUGUGGCCAUCGAUGUGGACGUCGCCUCCAACCGCAUGUACUGGUGCGACCGCUUCCACCGCAAGAUCUACAGUGCCUACAUCCACGAGGCGAGUGACCCGGCCCGUCACUCAACUCUGAUCGACUCGGACCUGCUUUCCCCAGAGGGUCUGGCUUUUGACUGGGUCCAACACAACCUCUACUGGACCGACUCGGGUUACGGCACCAUCUCAGUGGCUUCGUCUGGCGGCAGCAGGAGGCGUGUCCUGAUCCACACUGACCUGAGUGAACCCAGGGCCAUCGCUGUGGCUCCAGAACAAGGGUUCAUGUUCUGGUCCGAUUGGGGAACGAGGCCCAAGAUCGAGAAGGCGGGCAUGAACGGAGUGGACCGACAGGUUUUAGUGUCUGAGGGCAUCGAAUGGCCCAACGGCAUCACGCUGGACGUGGUGGGGAAGCGACUGUACUGGGUGGACUCAAAGCUCCGUCUGAUCUCCAGCGUGGACUUUAACGGAGCUCAGCGCAGAGUGAUCCUGUCCUCUAGUGAAAGACUCGGCCAUCCGUAUGCUCUCGCUGUGUUUGAGGAUCGUGUGUACUGGACAGACCGUGAGAAGGAGGCGGUGUACAGUGCCAACAGACUCACUGGGCAGGAUGUGACCAGCCUCGCCGAACGCCUCAAAGAUCCACAUGAUAUAGUGGUGUUCCACCAGCUGAGUCAGCCCCAAGCCGCAGACAGCUGUGACCUGGCUGGUAUGAGUAACGGUGGUUGUGCGUUCCUGUGCCUGCGUGCUCCUCAGAUCAGCGCUCACUCACCCAAGUACACAUGCGCCUGUCCCGACGGCGAGGAGCUGAGCCCGGACACGCGACUGUGUAUCCCCAUCCAGAACAUCACAGUCACACCGACGUUCCCCAGCUUUCCUCCAAACAGCAGCACUGUGGAGUCAGAGGCAGUGACGGAGGCAGGAGUGGACGUGGUGAUCCAGGAGGUCUCGGUCAGUUCAGAGGUCGUGACCUUUCAGGAGAACAUCGCUCCAUCAGAGCCAACACUGAACAUCACAGCAGCUUCCACACAGAUCCCCACUGUACUGCUGACCACAGCUACAGGAGAGACCAACAACCUGUCCCAUCACUCUGGAAAUGAGUUGUUUCUCCUGGGACACAGUGUGCCUGUGGCUGUACUUGGAGUUGGAAUUCCCAUUGUGGCGUUCGUGCUGCUUCUCUCCACUUCCUGUCUGAUUUAUCGUAACUGGAGACUCAGGAGCACCAAGAGCAUGAACUUUGACAACCCCGUGUACCGUAAGAGCACCGGCGAAACCGAGGAGGACGAGAUCCACAUCGGGAGGAGCGAGGGGCUCGCCACACACCACCACCCUUACCCAGUGCCUGUAGUCGGCACGGCAACGUGUCCGCCGUUCAUCGCUCUUCCUCUGGGCGGCGCCGUUACGGAUCCGGUCCCUCACUGGUACACGGAGCCGCCCACCAUCACCAGCACCACCAAGUGAGAGUGAGUGACUCGGUGUGAGAGUCAGGGUUUCCAUGGGAACAGUGUAUAAAGCGCGUCACGAGACGCCGAGCCGAGACACAAGUUUGUACACCCGCUAGAUGUUACGUAGCAGGGGUGUGUAUCUCUCGAAUGAUCCGGUGUGUGAGUGAUGAAUUUUAAGGAAAGUGGUCAUGUAAAGAUACGACUAGAGACGCAGUGCUGUAGAGACACAGUAGCCCCGCCCCCUUUUCUCAGGAGAGAGAGAGAGAUAAAUAAUCAUAAAUUAGCUGAGCACAGAGGCGACCGUAUCGAUUCACUCCAGACUAAAUAUCAAUACAGCAUUUUUCUUCAUGUUUAGCUCUGCAGGAACGAUGCAGAUUUACAGCCUGGUUAUUUUAUAUUUUUAAAUGAUUAAACAUGGAGGUCGAGACGGGAAUGCGCCAAACAUUACCAAACAUAAACAUUUUUUUACAAAACCUAUGCAAAAGCAGGCUCCUGCAGGAAGUAAUGUCUUUACGUAAAGCUGCUGAAAAAGGAAAGCUCACAAAGAUUUUCAUUUUAUCCCUUUAUACACAUAAAGUACACUGAUCAGCUAUAACACUCUGACCACUGACCACUGACCGCUGACGUGAAUAAGACUGAGUAUCUCCUCAUCAUGGCACCUGUUAGUGGGGGGGAUAUAUUAGGCAGCAAGUCAACAUUUUGUCCUCAAAGUUGAUGUUAGAAGCAGGAAAAAUGGACAAGUGUAAGGAUUUGAGCGAGUUUGACCAAAAGGGCCAAAUUGACCACUGGAUCAGAGCAUCUCCAAAACUGCAGCUCUUGUGGGGUGUUCCCGGUCUGCAGUGGUCAGUAUCUAUCAAAAGUGGUCCAAGGAAGGAACAGUGGUGAACCGGAGACAGGGUCAUGGAUGGUCAAGGCUCAUUGAUGCACGUGGGGAGAGAAGGCUGGCCCGUGUGAUCCGAUCCAACAGACGAGCUACUGUUGAUCAAACUGCUGAAGAAGUUAAUGCUGGUUCUGAUAGAAAGGGGUCAGAAUACACAGUGCAGGACGGGUCAGGGCACCAACACAAUAUUAGACAGGUGGUCAUAAUGUUAUGGCUGAUCAGUGUAAUCAGGUUUUGUUUUUGUCAGCCAUCUUUACUAAAUUUUGAUGAGGCUUGUACACGCUUCUAUCGUGACGUCCUCCACUUUUUUCGCUUUACUUAAUGGAACAGGGGAUUUGUAGAAACCCUGACCAUAAAGACAAUUAGUUCAGCUUGAGGUCAUAUUUUGGAUGUUGCAUCCAAGUCAAACUGAAAUCUCUCUCUCUCUCUCUCAAUUUUCUACCAGUCUUGUUUCUUCCAGACUGCAGUAAAGGAGGCAGAAUUAGCACUGCAUCAACUGCUACAUUAGCAUUGUAAUAAAAUUCAGCUCAGAAGUUGUUUGUUAGUCAGUGGAACACUCCGCGUGUUGUGUUGGUGAAACCUGUUCACAGGAAACAGGAAGUACACAGAAGGUUCUUUACCUCAUGUGUGGACUGAAGUGUGCAGUAUUGUCUCAGGGAGUUGGUACACUGUGUGUGUGUGAGUGUGUGUGUGUUGGAUGAGGAUUACUGGAAGAUGUCUCAUUAUAGAUGUGUGUAUAUAUAUAUAAAAAUACCACCUGCAGUUUGUUUUGUUGUUCAGUUUGCGCCUCGUUUCAACCAAAUCUGCAGCAGAUCAGAAUUCGGGCUCCUGUACUGAU
This is a messenger RNA of Hemibagrus wyckioides, 4688 nucleotides long. Its product is annotated as low-density lipoprotein receptor-related protein 8-like. Bases 92 to 2986 code for a protein of 964 amino acids. NCBI's taxonomy places the organism in Eukaryota, Metazoa, Chordata, Actinopteri, Siluriformes, Bagridae. The record is from RefSeq and is a predicted model, not a curated record. The transcript is spliced from 18 exons. Gene Ontology annotation, molecular function: protein binding; calcium ion binding.